Doryrhamphus excisus (bluestripe pipefish) is the source of this 1225-nucleotide messenger RNA. RefSeq names its product hydroxysteroid (17-beta) dehydrogenase 7 (gene hsd17b7). Gene Ontology annotation, biological process: cholesterol biosynthetic process. NCBI's taxonomy places the organism in Eukaryota, Metazoa, Chordata, Actinopteri, Syngnathiformes, Syngnathidae. The record is from RefSeq and is a predicted model, not a curated record. Gene Ontology annotation, cellular component: endoplasmic reticulum membrane. Gene Ontology annotation, molecular function: 5-alpha-androstane-3-beta,17-beta-diol dehydrogenase (NADP+) activity; estradiol 17-beta-dehydrogenase [NAD(P)+] activity; 3-beta-hydroxysteroid 3-dehydrogenase (NADP+) activity.
GAGGCCGACUGGACCUCAGGCAUUGGACAGCCAAUCACGCCAUGCAUCUGCUCGAGGUAGCUCAUUGGCGGAUGUGUUUAUACUGGAAUCGAACCAUGGCAACUUAGUCCACAACAGUACCCACUCAAGAGGUUUCAUUUUACUCGUGGCAUCGGUCUAGCCUUGUGUGAAAGGCUUCUGACUGAGGAUGCUCGGCUUCGUCUGUGUCUGGCAUGCAGAAACAUGCAAAGGGCCGAGGCUGCCCGCUUCGCCCUCUUGACGUCUCACUCCGACGCCCAUGUGGAUUUACUGCACCUUGAUGUUGGUUCUGUGCAGUCUGUGCUCACUGCUGCCCAAGAGCUGAAGUCCAGGUACAAGAGAAUUGACUUUUUGUAUCUUAAUGCAGGAAUUAUGCCCAAUCCACAUGUGGAUAUAAAAGCCUUUUUCAAAGGUUUAUUCUCUAGGAACAUCAUCAACAUGUUUGCAACAGCACAGGGUAUCUUAACCCAGCAGGACCACCUGAACCCUGACGGUCUACAGGAAGUGUUUGCUACCAACCUGUUUGGUCAUUUUCUCCUGAUUAGAGAGCUGGAGCCUCUGCUGUGUUCGGGGGAUCACACAUCACGUAUCGUGUGGACCUCCUCAAGUAACGCCCGCCGCACCGCUUUCAGCAUCGAUGACAUCCAACACAGAAACGGAACUGAGCCCUACAGCUCUUCUAAGUAUGCUUCUGACAUGCUCAGUGUGGCCCUCAACAGACACAAGAACAGCCAGGGGCUUUUUUCCUCUGUGAUAUGUCCAGGGCUGGUGAUGACCAAUCUAACAUAUGGCAUCCUCCCCUCCUUUUUGUGGACUCUCAUAAUGCCAAUCAUGUGGCUGAUCAGGAUCUUCACAAAUACGUUCACUCUUACGCCGUACAACGGAGCAGGCUCUCUGCACUGGCUGUUUCUUCAAACGCCAGAGUCUCUGGAUCCAAGGGCAAAGUAUCACAGUUUAACAUCAGGACUCGGGACAAACUACACAGAACCACAACCGAUGGACAUUGACGACAGCAUGUGUGAAGAGCUUUAUGAAAAGCUUCUUCAGCUGGAGAAAGAAGUCAGGAGAAGACUUGCCGACAGACCAGUCAACUCUUACACACAACCUAAUUCACUGUAACAUCAUAACAUCGUAACAUCAUAGACUUGUGUGCUACGUAUGUAAAGCAAAGGUUUACCUUACACCAAAAUAUAAUACUGUGCUCUUA